UGUAUCGAUUCAAACACCACACCAUAGCAAGGUCAAAUUUAGCAUUUCCUUUAAUGUCUACUUCGUACAAUCCUCAAGACAGUAACGAAUCCACUGCAACUUCUAAUGAGACUAUUUCUCAUACUUCCUCUGCGCCUUCAAAUAAUAUGUCAGAUAUUAAUAAUGAUCAAUCUUUACAACCUACUCAAAACACUCUAUCUCCUUCUCAAGAACCUGAAUGUGAAUCGCAGCAACAAUCACCCUUAGAUUUUUCUAAUAGACACAAAGGAAAUCUUGAGUUCUAUUUGAGACAAUUCCUUACCGAUAAUUUAGUCUCCAAUAGUAUAG
Funneliformis caledonium is the source of this 327-nucleotide messenger RNA. Lineage: Eukaryota; Fungi; Glomeromycota; Glomeromycetes; Glomerales; Glomeraceae. The record is from the annotation of a GenBank genome assembly.